Eimeria necatrix is the source of this 8619-nucleotide messenger RNA. Its product is annotated as kinesin motor domain-containing protein, putative. NCBI's taxonomy places the organism in Eukaryota, Apicomplexa, Conoidasida, Eucoccidiorida, Eimeriidae. Gene Ontology annotation, biological process: microtubule-based movement. The coding region runs from base 1 to 8619 and encodes 2872 amino acids. The transcript has 14 exons. Gene Ontology annotation, molecular function: microtubule motor activity; ATP binding; microtubule binding. The record is from RefSeq and is a predicted model, not a curated record.
AUGAGGCAGCACAGGCCCUCGAGCGGCAGCAGCAACAGCAGCAGCAGCUGCUGCAGCAACAGCAGCAGCAGCAGCAGCAACUGCAGCGGCAGCAGCAGCAGCAUGACCUCGCUCACGUCAUCGUUCUCUUCGCUCAGGCACCUCGUCCCCUGUUCUGCUGCUGCUGCUACGGGAGCAGCAGCAGCAGCAGCAGCAGCAGCAAACCCGAGGGCUGCUGCUGCAGCAGCUACUGCUCGCACAGAAGCUGCUGUCGCUGCAGCAACAGCAGCUCUGAACAGCACAAAAGUGGCCAGCGCCUUGGCAGCAGCAAACGCAGCAGCAGCAGCAGAAGCAGCAGCAGCAGCAGCAGCAGCAGAUUCAUCUCAAGAGCGAGAGGAAGAAACCGCUGCGAGCCUGCGUCAGCUGCAGCAGCAGCAACGGACAGCUCGGCAGCACCAGCAGCAGCAGCAACAGCAGCAGCAGCAGCAGCAGCAGCAACAGCAGCAGCAGCAGCAGCAGCAGCAGCAGCAGCAGCAGCAAGUGUUUGGUUUGUUCGCAGUUAGAAUUCGCCCAAUCGCUGAGCCCAUAGACCCUCGCUGUCUCUCCGUCCGCAUCCUUAACAAUCAAACUCUUCAGCUGCUGCUGCUUUUGCUGCUGCUGCUGCUUUUGCUGCUGCUGCUGCUGCUGCUGCUGCUGCUGCAGGCCUCCCAGGAUGAGGUGUACAGACACUCCGCGAAGCAAAUUAUUCCCAACGUCGUCGCUGGCAUAAAUGGUACUGUGUUCGCCUAUGGAGCCACAGGGGCCGGCAAGACCUACACCAUGCAGGGCUCUUCGGAGCAGCCGGGGAUUAUCUCUCGCGCAGUCUUUGACCUCUUCGCCACGCUGCAGCAGCAGCAGCAGCAGCAGCAGCAGCAGCAGCAGCAGCAGCAGUGCCCGCCGGGCUGCUGCUGCUGGGGCUGCUGCAUGCUUCAUGAAUACGCCGUCGCCGUCUCUUAUUUGGAAGUCUACAAUGAGAAAAUACGGGACCUGCUGGAACCGAGUCGCACCAACCUCGAAGUUCAAGAGGAUGCCAGCAAGAUUCGUGUGCAGAACCUGUCUGUACACCCGGUGGCAACAGCAGAAGAGGCCCUGCGGCUGCUGGAGACGGGAAACCGCAACAGAAACACAGCAGCAACAGCAGCAAAUCUUUCCAGCAGCAGGUCCCACGCCAUCUUCCAGCUGAUCGUCAAGGCCUCUUUGCUGCAGGUCUCUCGAGGGUCCUUUCUGAAGAGAGAGACCAAAUUGUCUCUCAUCGACUUAGCAGGGUCUGAGAGAGCGUCAGCAACUUUAAACCGAGGCGACCGCUUCAAAGAAGGCUGCAGAAUAAACCAGUCGCUGCUGGCGCUGGCGAACUGCAUCAACGCGCUGCACAUCCGGCAAACAGCAGCAGCAGCGCAGCCGCAGCAGCAGCAGCAGCAGCAGCAGCAGCAGCAGCAGCUGCAGCAGAAACUCGGAGGCAUGUUCGUCAACUACAGAAACUCCAAAUUGACUCAUCUCCUCAAAGACUCUCUCGAGGGCAACUGCCUCGUCGUCAUGAUUGCCAACGUGCACCCCAACGCCCACGCCUUCCCAGAGAGCAGCAACACGCUGAAGUAUGCCAACCGAGCGAAGAACCUGAAGGUGCCUUUGUGUCUCUUGAAGGCAGCAGCAGCACAGCAGACGCCAGAGGCCGACCGUGCGCGUUUGCUGCUGCUGCUGCACCAGCAGCAGCAGCAACUGCAGCAGCAGCAGCAACAGCUGCAGCAGCAGCACCAACAGCUGCAGCAGCAGGAAGAGCAGCUACGUCACCACAAAGACCUCGUCAAGACGCAGCAGCAGCAGCUGCAGCUCCUGUGGGCCCAAAAUGCAGAGCUAGAAGACAAACUAGCAGCAGCAGCAGCAGCAGCAGCAGCAGCAGCAUCAGCUUCAUGCUCAAGCCGCCGCGGGGGGCGUUUACGCAGGGCCCCCAGUUCCUCGGGGGGCCCCCAGGGGGCCCCCCAUGUUGCUUCUGAGGCUUCUGCUGCAGCUGCUGACAGGCAAGCUGCCACUGCUGCAGCAGCAGCAGCUGCUGCUGCGUCUGCUGCUGCUGCGGGGGCAGGCCGGUUCACGCAGGGGACUCCGCCCCGCAGCAGGAGGUGCGCAGCUGCGUCUUCUGCUGCUGCAGCAGCUGCAGACGAAAGCCCCGCUGCAGCUGCUUCGGGCGCUGCUUCUGCAUCUCGCGCUGCUGCUGCUGCUGCUGCUGCUGCUGCUGCUGCUGCUGCUUCGCCAGCAGCAGCAGCAUCGCCGUCACUCUGCUCCUCCCUAAGGCGCUCUCGACGGCUGGCCAAUGGGGGGGCCCCCAAGACUUGUCUCUGCGAGCGCUGUCACGACACUCCAAGUGCAGCAGCAGCAGCAGCAGCAGCAGCAGCAGAUGGAGCAGCAGCAGCAGCACCAAAAGCAGCAGCAGACGCAGCAGCAGCAGAGGCUCCUGAAGGGCCCUCGGAAGCUGCGAAGACGGAUGAAGACGCCAGAGCAGACAUGCAGGCCGAGCAGCAGGGGCCGGGCCCUUCCAGCAGCAGCAGCAGCAGCAGCAGCAGCAGCAGCAGCACUCACGGCGCGGCCAGCCGCAGCAGCAGCAGCGGCUUAGGCUGCAGGAAAAGGGGCACCUGGGACGGGGAUAAAGGAGAUAGUCCAAUUGAGGCUUCGCUGCCAGUGCCUGCUGCUGCUGCGCAGCAGCUGCUGCAGCAGCAGCUGCUGCAGCAGCACGUGAAGCUGCAGCAGCUGCAGCACUCGAAGGCGCUAGCAGCAGCAGCAGCCUCAGAGCCAGGGGCCCCACCAGACGACCCUGAGGCCCCCCCGUGGCCCGAAGGCAGCAGCAGCAGCAGCAGCAGCAGCAGCAGCAAGCCCCACAGGAAGCGGCGGCGCCUCCGCAACGAGGAGCAUGGAAGGCAGCCAACGCCGCCGCUCAGCAGCAGCAGCAGCAGCAGCAGCAGCAACAGCGCAGGCGAAGACUGUGCUGCUGCAGCAGCAGAAAGACACACUGACAAGCGCGCUGUGAGCAUGGGCUUGCUGCCGAGCUUCCCAAGCGAAGAGGGGCUGCGCUGCAGCAGCAGCUGCUGCCGCUGCGGCAGCAGCAGCCGCGGCGCCGACUGCAGCAGCAGCAACAGCAGCAGCAGCAGCAGCAGCAGCAGCAGCAGCAGCGCACAGACGUCUAAGGGAGCCCAUGGGUCCCCUCGCACCUCUCCAGCCUACUGGACCCCAGAGGGCUCGCCGGAGGGGCCGCCAGCGGCAGCAGCAAGUGCAGCAGCAGCAGCAGCACCUGCGGCAGCAGCAACCACAGCAGCAGCAAGUGCAGCAGAAGCAGCAACAAGCGCAGCAGCAACUGAGGACGAGCCAGAAGGCAUGAUUGUAGAGACAUUUCAAAACCUUGCCCUAAGUGCAGCAGCAGCGCAUGCACCAGCAGCAACUGAUGCAGCAGCAGCAGCAGCAGCAACAGCAGCAGCAGCAGCAACUGAUGCAGCAGCGGCAGAGCCCGAAGCAGAGGCCGCAGUGGCAGCUCCUGCUGCAUGUGCCCCAGCUUCUGCAGCAACCAGAGGCGACGCCGCCACUUUUGCUGCUGCUGCUGCUGCUGCUGCUGCUGCUGCUGCAGACCCCAGCGCAGCAGCGGCAGCAAAGACAGAGUGCGCUGUAGCGCCAGCGCUUUCUACUGCAGCUGCUUCCGGAAAAGAAGCACUGAAGGCUCCUGCUGCUGCAGCAGCAGCAACAGCAGCAGCAGCAGCAACAGCAGCAGAAGCAGCAGCAGCUCCGUUAAGGGGCUGCGCUUCUCAGGAGCCCCUUCAGGGUCAAAUCGGCACUCUUUUGGUGCAGCAGCAGAAGCAGCAGCAACAGCAAAAGCAACAGCUACGGCGGCAGCAGCAGCAGCAACAGCAGCAGCAGCAGCAGCAGCAGCAGCAGCAGCGAUCGCAGCGUUCGGCCGCAGACCUCUUUGGGAUAUCACCUGUUGCUGGCGCCCCUCGAACGCUGCGCUUGCGGCGGCGGCAUGAGCAGCAGCAGCAGCAGCAGCAGCAGCAGCAGCAGCAGUUACUGCAGCAGCAACAGCAGCAGCAGCAGAGACGCCGAACUGCAGCUGUGCGUAACCUUCAGUGCCGCGGAAGCACAGAAGCAGCAGCGAAGGACGGCAGCAGCAGCAGCAGCAGCAGCAGCAGCAGCAGCAGCAGCAGCAGCAAGAGAGAACAAAAAAAGCCGCUUGUCAAGCUGCAUGCGGGCAGCAGCAGCGUCCACUCCCACAGUUCCAGCGACAGCAGCAGCAGCAGCAGCAGCAGCAGCAGCAGCAGCAGCAUACGCAGCGCGUCCAGCUUCCGAAGCCUCUCUAGCAGCACUAGCAGUAUCCCGGAGAGAAGAGAGCCAGCAGCAGCAGCAGCAGCAGCAGGCAGCAGCAAGAGCAGCAGCAAAAGUAAGCCACUGCAGCAGCAGACCGUGCAACAGCAGCAGCAGCUGCUGCUGCUGCAGCUGCUGCUGCCGGGACAGCCGACAGGCGACUGCGGGCUGCCGAUGCCCCAGCGCAGCCGCAGGCGAGGCCGCUGCAACAUGCAGCAGCAGCAGUGGCUGCAGCAGCAGCAGCAGCAGCAGCAGCAGCAUCUUCAAGCAAAGCAUGGUGUGCGGCAAGAGCUGCAGCAGGAGGGGCUCCCUUGCCAGGAGGAGCAGCAGCUUGAGGAGCAGCUGAAUGGAAAAUCGCAGCAGCAGCAACAGCAGCAGCAGCAGCAGCAGCAGCAGCUUCCGCCGUACCACAGAGCUGCCACAGCAGGCGAACCAGGUUACUGCCGCAGCAGGUCAGCUGCAAAUGCUGCUGCUGCUGCUGCACCGGCUGCUGCUGCUGCUGCUGCGAAGCCCCGCUGCAGCAGCGCAGGGAGAGGGAAAGACUCUGGCUCUCGUGCUGCUGUGGCAGCAGAAGUGCUGCCUCCUGUAGGAGUGCCCCAGUGCAGCAGCAGCAGCAGCAGCAGCAGCAGCAGCAGCAGCAGCAGCAGCAGCAGCAGCAGCAAGGGAGAGCGGCUUCCGUUGGCCCAGAGCCCAGCGGCUCCAACAGCAGCAGCAACUCCGGUCGGUGCUGCUGCUUCGUCCCCGCAGGAAGCUGAAGAGCAGCAGCAGCAACAGCAGCAGGGACAGAAGCUGCAGCAGCAGCAACAGCAACAGGAACGGAUGCGCAAGCAGCAGCAGCAGCAGCAGCAGCAGCCGCAGCAGCAACGCGAAAGUCCCCGAAUACUUCCAAGCAAAACUACAGGACAGCAGCAGCAGCAGCAGCAGCAGCAGCAGCGGCAGCAACAGCAGCACGAUGAAGGGCGCCAAGAGCAGCAACAGAAAAAGCAACAAAAAGAAGUUCAGCAGCAGCAACAGACACGGCAGCAACAGCAGCAUCAGCAAAUGCAGCAGCAGCAGCAGCAGCAGCAGCCGCUGCUGCAGAAGCACGAGCGCAGUGACCUUCUGCCCCCUGUGAAUGCAGCGUGGCGGGAUAGGGCCCCAGAAGCAGCAGCAGCAUCAGCUGCAUCUGCUGCUGCUGCUGCUGCUGCUGCUGCUGCAGGUGCUUCUGCUGCGAGCGGUGCUGCUGCUGCAGAGACCAGGCAGCAAGGCAGCAGCUGCUGCAGAUAUCCGAGGCGCAGCAGCACGCAAGGAAAGUGUUUGAGGCAGCGAGAGGGUCGCAGCAGCAUUCAUAAUCACAGCAGCAGCAGCAGCAGCAGCAGCAGCAGCAGCAGCAGCAGCAGCAGGGCUCACAGAGGUCCAAUUCUUCUCCCAGUCGCGCCGUGGGUUUGGGAUGGCGACGAAUUUGCUGCUGCUGCUGCUGCUGGAGCAGACGCAGCAGCAGCUGCUGCUGCGAGUUUCCUUGACGCUGCUGCUGCUGCUGUGCGCGGGCAGCUGGUGCAGCAGCAGCAGCAGCAGCACCAGAUGUGCUUGCAGCUGCAGCAGCUGCGGGAAGCAGAAGCAGAACUCUCGUGGAUUUGCCGCAGCAAGAAGAAGGAGCUGCUGCUGCUGCAGGAAGCAGCUGAGGGUGCAGCACUGGACUGCAGCAGCAGCAGCAGCAGCAGCAGCAAAAGUGGAAAUGAUGUCCCGGAGGAUGCUGCUGCAGCUGCGUUGUGUCAUGUAGAAGAGCUUCUGCUGCUGCUGCAGCAGCAGCAGCGGCAGCGCGAGCAGCAGCUGCAGCAAAUCAAAAAUGAAAAGCAGAGGCUGCUGCUGCUGCUGCAGCAAGGAGGAAGCAGAAGGCAGCAGCACGUUGCUGUUCUUUGCAAGGAGGUGCUCUUUCCUGUCUUGUGUUUGGUGUCGGGCGUCUUCGCCACGGCCGCCACGCCUCCAAGUGGAGACUCGCUGAACAAGCUGGUGGCGGCGCUGGGGAAGCAGCGGCUGCUGCUGCUGCUGAAUGGUGCUGCUUAUCCUUCGCUGGAUGUUUCGCUGCAGGGGCUUUGCUGCCGCUUUGCUGCUGCAGCGCAGCAGCAGCUCAUGGAGAGCCUGCAGGUGCUGCUGCAGCAGCUGCAGCGGCAGCAGCUGCCACUCCGCCUGCGGCUAAAAGCAGCUGAAGAGCUGUACUCUCAGCGGCAGCAGCAGCAGCAGCUGGGGCCUGCUGCUGCAGCAGCCCCCGUUGCUGCUGCACCUGCGUCUUGCCUCUCCACAGGCAUUGCUGAGGCGCUGCAGCAGCUGCUGCUGCCGCUGCUGCAGCAAGCAGCAGAAGCACACGUUGGGGCUGUGUGGCUGCAGCUGCUGCAGGUGUUUAGGGGGGCCCUCCAGAGUGCUGUGAAGGCGCUGCAGGGGCAGGGGCUCAGCAGCGCAGCAGCAGCAGCAGCAGCAGCAGCAGCAACGGCUACCAAGGCAGCAGCAGUUGCAGCAGCAACAGCUACAGCGCCUCUUAAGGGCAUUCCCAUUAUUUGUGUCCCUAUUGCUGAUGCUGCUGCUGCUGCUGCGCUGCAUGCACGCUCAGUCAGGGCGCUGCACCUGGAUGUGAACUUCAGCAGCAGCAGCAGCAGCAGCAGCAGCAGCAGCAGUGACGGGAUGAGCAACAUCAUGGCUCUGCACGCAGCAGCAACAGCAGCAACAGCAGCUGCUGCAGCAGAGAGGGAAGAAGCAGCAAGCCUCGUGGGGGGCCCUGGCGAAGGGCAAAAAAGCAGGCCUAUACAUGCAGCAGCAGCAGCUGGCGCUGCUGCAGCAGCAGCUGCUGCUGCGAAGGCCCAGAGCAACUUUUGCUUUCUUGGGGCCCCAUACCGGCUCGGUCCACUGCCAAAGGGAGCGCAGCAGCAGCAGCAGCAGCAGCAGCAGCAGCAGCAGCAGCAGCAGCAGCAAGGGACUGCUCUUUGCGUGUUUCUGCGGGCUUCUCCUCUAGAUAUCUUAUGUGCUGCAACAAACGACUGCACGCUGCUGCUGCUGCUGUGCAUGCAAAUUGAGCGGUUUCUGCAGCAAGCAGCAGCUGCGCGCUGCGCUGCAGCAGCUCCCCAGCUGCUGCUCGGGCAGACGCGCGGCAGCAGCAACAGGCACAGCAGCAGCAGCAACAGCUACAGAAACAGCAGCAGCAGCAGCAGCAGCAGCAACAAAAUGGGCCAGCCUGUGAGCCCUCCGCCGCGCAGCGAAGAGGCUCAGAGCGACAAGGCGCUGUCGCACGGGUUUGCUGCACCUUUCAAGUCACAGCAGCAGCAGCAGCAGCAGUGGCAGCAGCUGGGCGAGCAGCAGCAGCAGCAGCAGCAGCAGCAGCAGCAGGAAGAGCAGCAACAAGGGAACAGGUGGCAAGGGCUGCUGUCUUCAGUUCGAGGAGGCCUCAGCAGCCUGCAGCUGCUUGCUGCUGCUGUUCCGGGGCGUCUGUACACCCCAACGUCCGCAGCAGGAGAGCAGCAGCAGCAGCACAGCAGCAGCAGCAGCGGGUGCAGCAGCCCCAUCAAAUCGGACUCGCUGGCAGCAACAGCAGCAGCAACUCCAGCAGCAGCAACAACCCCAACGGCAGCCGCUGCUGCUUCGUCGGGCUCGGAAUGCUCCUUGCCGUUUUUCUCCCUCAACAGCCGCUCGCCUUCUGCAGCAGCAGCAGCAGCAGCAGCAGCAGCAGACGCAGCAGCAGCAGCAGCAAGGCGCCUUGCCCGCAGAGAACAGAAAGUGCUGCAGCAGGAAGCAAAAGAGAUCCAGCAGGGCCUUGCUGUUGGUUGUGCUGCUGAGGCCAUUGCAUGCGCCCGCGUGCUGCGGCGGCUGCAGCAGCAAAUUACAGGAGAGCAGCAGCAGCAGCACAGCAGCAGCAGCAGCGGGUGCAGCAGCCCCAUCAAAUCGGACUCGCUGGCAGCAACAGCAGCAGCAACUCCAGCAGCAGCAACAACCCCAACGGCAGCCGCUGCUGCUUCGUCGGGCUCGGAAUGCUCCUUGCCGUUUUUCUCCCUCAACAGCCGCUCGCCUUCUGCAGCAGCAGCAGCAGCAGCAGCAGCAGCAGACGCAGCAGCAGCAGCAGCAAGGCGCCUUGCCCGCAGAGAACAGAAAGUGCUGCAGCAGGAAGCAAAAGAGAUCCAGCAGGGCCUUGCUGUUGGUUGUGCUGCUGAGGCCAUUGCAUGCGCCCGCGUGCUGCGGCGGCUGCAGCAGCAAAUUAGUGCUGCUGCUGCUAGGCCUUUUGAAGAGGAAGUCAACAGGCAGUAG